Molecule: messenger RNA, 1426 nt
Organism: Punctularia strigosozonata HHB-11173 SS5
Lineage: Eukaryota; Fungi; Basidiomycota; Agaricomycetes; Corticiales; Punctulariaceae
Exons: 12
Coding region: 8-1351 (447 amino acids)
Biological process (GO): amino acid transmembrane transport
Cellular component (GO): vacuolar membrane
Molecular function (GO): amino acid transmembrane transporter activity
Source: RefSeq, a predicted model, not a curated record
CGACUCGAUGCCGCUGAACAAAAAGGAGCGGGAGAUGGCCGGGGAAGACCAGGAUUUCGACGUGUAUGGGGAAGAAGGCGCCGACAUACAAUACCGUACAAUGCAUUGGUGGAAAGCUGCUGCGCUCAUGCUUGCGGAGACGGUGUCUCUCGGUAUCCUGUCUGUACCUUCCGUAUUUGCAACACUCGGAAUGGCCGCGGGCAUCGUCCUCGUCAUUGGCCUCGGAGCGUUCGCGACAGCAACGGGAUACGUUAUAGGGCAGUUCAAACUGCGUUAUCCACACGUACAUAACAUGGCCGACGCGGGUAUGGUCAUGUACGGGCCUAUAGGCCGGGAAGUGUUAGGCACCGCCCAAAUCGUGUUCAUGGUGUUCGUCUGCGGCAGCCAUGUCCUCACCGGUCAGAUUGCCUUCGACACUAUAACCUCCGGCGCAUCCUGUUCAGUGCUUUGGGCCGCCGUCAUGGCGAUCAUAUGCUUCGCGUUGACAAUCCCGCGAACGUUGAACGGCAUAUCCUACCUCAGCGUCGUGUCGUUCAUCUCCAUCAUGGCCGCCAUCCUCAUCACCAUGAUCGGAGUCGGCGUGGUAGGCAAAACCGGAGGCGUCGUCAGUCACGUCAGCGGCCUCAAAUUCGCUCCUGCUUUCUUGGCCGUGACGGAUAUCAUCUUUGCAUAUGCCGGCCACGUCGCCUUCUUCACCUUCAUCUCCGAGAUGAAACGUCCGCAAGACUUCCCUAAGGCACUCUUCGCCCUUCAGAUCGCGGACACGACGCUCUACCUCAUCGUCGGCAUUGUGGUCUAUGCGUUCGCAGGCUCUAGCACCGUUUCACCCGCGCUGGGCAACACUGGCACGACGCUGCGCAGGAUCUCAUACGGGAUCGCGAUCCCGACGAUCGUCAUCGCGGGCGUGAUCAACGGGCAUGUAUGCGCCAAGCUGGCGUUCGUGCGGAUAUUCCGCAAGGCGGGCGGGGUCAAGUCGAGGCACAUGUCGUCGCACACAGUAACCGGAUGGUCGUCCUGGAUUGGCCUCUGUCUGGUCAUUUGGACGGCGGCGUUUAUCAUCGCCGAGGUGAUACCUUUCUUCAAUGAUCUGCUGAGCGUGAUCAGCUCGAUGUUCGCAGCGUGGUUCACCUAUGGCAUAUCCGGCAUCUUCUGGUACCAUAUGCACCCGCGAGGGCAGAGAUGGACCACGACGCGGCAGAAGAUGAAAGCGAUCUGGUGGGGUUUCAUUAUCCUGAUGGGUGCCUUCAUCAUGGUCGCUGGGCUGUAUGCAAGUAUACGAGCCAUCGUAAUCGGCUACCAGGAUGGCACGUUCCCCAGUCCCUUCAGCUGCGCUAGCCAGGCACUGCAAUAAAACCGUCGACUCUCACCAGCGCGCCCAUAUUUCCCCAGGAAUCCAGAACCAACGCCGGUAUAACAUCAUCGCUUG